AUUUCUGGUGCAGCUGGGGCCAGAGUUGAGGAAUAACGGAAUCUGGCUGGGCCCUGCCUACACCCCCACCCUGGGGUCAGGAAGUUUGGAGAUGAGGCCCUUCAGCCCUGAGGUUCCAAAAGACCCGCCCCGUGCCAAGGCAGCCCACCUGCUGCCCUUCCGUGCUCUCUUCUUGACCUUACUGGGCAUGGCCCAAGGCUCCAGGGCCCCUGUGGUACCCAACAAGCCCUUCACCACCAUCUGGAAUGCAAACAGUCAGCGGUGUCUGGAGAGACAUGGCGUGGACGUGGAUGUCAGUGUCUUCGAUGUGGUGGUCAACCCAGGGCAGACUUUCCGCGGCCCUGACAUGACCAUUUUCUACAGCUCCCAGCUGGGCACAUACCCCUACUACACACCCACCGGGGAACCUGUGUUUGGUGGCCUGCCCCAGAAUGCCAGCCUAGAUGCCCACCUAGCCCAGACAUACCAGGAUAUCCUGGCUGCCAUACCUGCGCCUGACUUUUCAGGGCUGGCAGUUAUUGACUGGGAGGCAUGGCGCCCGCGCUGGGCCUUCAACUGGGAUGCCAAGGACAUUUACCGGAAGCGCUCACGGGCGCUGGUACAGGAGCAGCACCCCGACUGGCCAUUUCCUUGGGUGGAGGCAGCAGCCCAGGACCAGUUCCAGAAGGCUGCACAGGCCUGGAUGGUGGGCACCCUCCAGCUGGGGCAGGCACUGCGGCCUCAUGGUCUUUGGGCCUUCUAUGGCUUCCCUGACUGCUACAACUAUGACUUUCUAAGCCCCAACUACACAGGCCAGUGUCCAUUGGACAUCUGUGCCCAGAAUGACCAGCUGCGGUGGCUAUGGGGCCAGAGCCAGGCUCUCUACCCCAGCAUCUACCUGCCCGCAGCACUGGAGGGCACGGGGAAGGCACGGAUGUAUGUGCGGCACCGCGUGGGUGAGGCUUUCCGUGUGGCCAUGGGUGCUAGAGAUGCUGACCUGCCGGUGCUGCCCUAUGCCCAGAUCGUCUACGACAUGACAAACCACUUCCUGCCCCUGGAUGAGCUGGAGCACAGCCUGGGAGAGAGUGCAGCCCAGGGAGCAGCAGGAGUGGUGUUGUGGGUGAGCUGGGAGAACAUGCAAACCAAGGAAUCAUGCCAGGCCAUCAAGGAGUAUGUGGAUACCACACUGGGGCCCUUCAUCCUGAACAUAACCAGCGGGGCUCUCCUUUGCAGUCAUGCCCUGUGCUCGGGCCAUGGCCGCUGUGUCCGCCGCCCCAGCCACCCUGAGGCCCUCCUCAUCCUCAACCCUGCCAGUUUCUCCAUCAGGGUCAUGCCCAGUGGCAAGCCCCUGACCCUGCAAGGUGCCCUGUCACUUGAAGAUAGGGCUCAGAUGGCUGUGGAGUUCAAAUGUCGCUGUUACCGUGGCUGGCAGGGAGUGUGGUGUGAGCAGCAGGGCAUGUGGUGACUGGUCACCUAUGAGAACACACACAUUGAGCCUCUAAUAAUGCAGUCUGGGCCUGGCACGGCUUUCCAAGUACAGGCACAGUCACACAAGUCAUGGUCAUAGUCAGGAGUGCACUCAGUCAUCACCAUGGGCACCUGCCCAGCACAUGCACGCUUGCCGGCCCAGGAUAGUCACAUACGGAGUUAGAGCCACAGGCAGACACCAUCCACUCAUGUCCACAGGCACCCACCCAGCACGGUAAUAGCCAACUCCUCCAGAGACACUGAGCCAGUCUUUAAACUGCAGCCAUCAUAAAAGCUAACAUUCACUGAGCACCUUCUCCACAUCAAGCCCUGUACUGAGCAUUUAAAGUGGAUGAGCUCAUUUAAUCCUCCCAACACUAUUAGGAAACUGAGGUACACAUGGGGAGGGUAAGCACUUUGCCCGAAGUCGAACAGUCAGAAGGAGAAGCAGAAAUUCGAACCCAGGCUGUCUAGCUAGAGGUGGAGCCCUUGAGCUCCUACUGUGUGUUGAUGUUGACCAGCCCUGCACAAGUCCUGAACCCUUUCAGAGGCACUAGCCCCGCACAGUCCCGCAAACAAAGAAGGCAGGAAUCUUACUUUGAGAGCUGUUUAUUGAGCGCCUAAAACGUGCCGGCCCCGGUAUCUACAGGGCACAGGAAAAGACUAGUC
This is a messenger RNA of Trichechus manatus latirostris (Florida manatee), 2115 nucleotides long. RefSeq names its product hyaluronidase 1 (gene HYAL1). The transcript is spliced from 4 exons. NCBI's taxonomy places the organism in Eukaryota, Metazoa, Chordata, Mammalia, Sirenia, Trichechidae. Gene Ontology annotation, molecular function: hyalurononglucosaminidase activity. The coding region runs from base 92 to 1444 and encodes 450 amino acids. Gene Ontology annotation, biological process: carbohydrate metabolic process; hyaluronan catabolic process. Gene Ontology annotation, cellular component: cytoplasmic vesicle. The record is from RefSeq and is a predicted model, not a curated record.